GCAGCGAUUCAAACGCGGGAGGCCCGAGCUCUCUUUCCAUGUCUUGGCCCGGCGCCGAUGCUGUGAGCGCGAGUCGACUUUUCUACAACCAUUUAUUAUCAUCUCGCAACUAGACUCCAUUGUAGCUUGAACGCAUCUUGGAAAAGCGCCUGAUCUCUGCGCUUCUGCUUUCGCUCGCUCCUCGACUCCUGAUCGCCUCCGCCCAUCCUCUUCAGGCCUCAUUCUCUCGGCGCAAAUCCCAGAAGCAGCUCGCGCGCCUCUCCACGACCUUGACGAUUCGACGACUAUAUACUAUACCCUCCUUAGACCGAACGAGCGCCCUCGAGGGUCGCUCCCCACCCAUCGCCCAUCAUGUCUAUCACCUCCAACAUGUCCAUGUACUCGCUCACCCUGCAACCUGCUGGAGUCAUCACCCAUGCCAUUGUCGGCAACUUUGUCGCAAGCAGGCCGAAAGAGCAGCAAGUCAUCCUGGCUCAGGGUGAAAGACUGAGUCUGUUGACCAUUGACAAGGACACCGAUCAAAUCCGCACAAUCCUCACACACAACGCCUUUGGCAUCCUGCGCAACCUGUCGUCCUGCAGAGUCCCCGGUACUCCUCGCGACCUGAUCAUCGUAUCCUCCGACUCUGGCCGUGUCUCCCUCCUCCAGUACGAUGACGAGAAGAACCGCUUCGAACGCGUCCAUCUCGAGACUUUCGGCAAGUCAGGCAUCCGUCGUACCAUCCCUGGCCAAUACCUCGCCUCAGACCCCCGCGGUAGAUGCUGCAUGUUUGCCUCUGUCGAAAAGAACAAGGUCGUGUAUAUCCUCAAUCGCAAUUCGGAGCAACAAGUCACCAUCUCCUCCCCUCAAGAAGUCAACCGUCCUCAGACAUUAACCUUCGACAUCUGCCCUGUCGACACAAACUUCCAGAACCCCGUCUUUGCCGCACUCGAAGUCGACUACACAGACAGCGACCAGGACCCGACAAACGAAUCAUACGACAUCCGCGAGAAGCUGCUCGUCUACUACCGUGUUGACCUCGGCCUGAACCACGUUGUCCGCGAAUGGGCCGAUGCUGUCGACUACUCAGCCAACAAGCUGUUCCCUGUGCCUGGUGGUCUCGAUGGCCCCAGCGGUGUCGUUGUCUGCUCUCAAGGAAAGAUCACAUACCGUCAUCCUAUGCAGGAGGCCCACACUCUGGUCAUUCCUCGUCGCAAGGGUGGUCUUGAGAACCCCGACCGCGAGAGACGCAUUGUCGCUGGUGUCGUGCAUCGUUUCAAGGCUGGCUUCUUCCAUCUCCUACAGACUGAGGAUGGUGACUUGUUCAAGCUGACCAUGGAUCUUGUUGAGGAUGAUCAAGGUCGUAAGACUGGUGAGGUUGCCAGCAUUGAGCUUCGUUACUUUGACACAUUCCCCAUCGCCUCGACCAUGUGCAUCUUGAAGUCCGGUUACCUCUUCGUAGCAGCAGAGAACGGCGACAGCCACUUCUACCGCUUCCUCAAUCUAGGAAUGAACAUCGACCCUCUUACCGACAGCACCGCUCAAGAGAUCUCAUACUUCUUCCCUCACGACUACGACAACGUAGAUCAAUCCGCCACUGUCCCUAGCAUGCACCCUCAGCGAAAAACUGUGGUACAAGACAUCACUGGUGGCGAUGAUUGGAAGAUCUACACAACUGCCGGAACUGGUACUCGCAGCUCCUUCAAGGUUGUCAGCCAUGGUUUGAGCGUCAGCGAGCAGACUCGUGCCGAACUGCCUGACCAACCCAAUAAUCUCUGGGUAGUGUCAGAUGAUCGUUUCUCAGAAGCGGACAAGUACAUUGUAUUGGGUUUCCGCGAUGCCACUCUCUUCCUGGAAGUCGGUGAGAACACUCACGAAGUCUCUGACCACGGACUGCACAAGGAGGUCACAACGAUUCACAUGGGCCUCAUGGGCGACACCGGUAUCUUGCAAGUCUGGGAUAGAGGUUUCCGCUUCUACACUGGACCUGAUAGCCCACAAGAAGACUGGAAAUGCCCUCCGCAUCGCACAAUUAUCAAAGCUUCAAACAACCACCAACAGCUUUGUCUAGCACUAAGCUCUGGUGAGCUUCUAUACUUCGAGGUCUCACAAGACGGCCGAAGGAUUCAGGAGUACGAGCAAGGUGCCGACGUCUUGACUGUUUCAGGUGUUGUCCAAGCCAUGAGCAUGGGCGAUGUUCCUGAAGGUCGCGUCAGAUCUCCCUUCCUCGUCGUUGGAUGCGACGACUCGACCAUUCGCGUCUACUCCCUUGAUCCCGGUGGUGAGAUGCUCAAAUCACAAUCCAUCCAAUCCCUCACAUCGCCUCCUCGCUCGAUCGAGAUUUUGCCCAUGGAAGACUCGACCGGUAUGACCACCUUUGUCCACGUUGGUCUCUUCUCCGGCCUGUACCUCCGUGCUGUCUUGGAUGAUGUUACUGGCGAACUCGGCGAUGUACGAUCACGUUUCCUCGGCGCCGACGAGGCCAAGCUCUACCCAGUCGCUGUCAAUGACAGCCCCGCGGUGCUGGCCUGUGGUGCCAAAACCUUCCUCUCAUACCCACAUCCUGAGACCAAGGAGCUAUUGCUCACCCCUCUCGACUACCACUCAUUCAACUGCGCUAGUAUGCUGAGAUCUAGAGUUGCCGGUCGCAAGGGCCAAACAUCUGUCAGACAGUCAAUUGUCGCAUUACGUGGCGCAGAAAUCUUUGUGUUCAGCAUCGGAGAUACCUCAAACAACAUCCUCACAAAAUCCAUCCCACUCAAACACACCCCUCGCGAUUUCUGCAGACACCCGGAAUAUCGCUACUUCUCCGUCAUCCAAUCAGAUCAGAAUGUCCUCAGCAAGCAGGCCAGAGAGACGCUACUUGCUGAUCCGACAAGAUCAGAAGAGGACAAGAAACAGAUGGGCCCGAGCGACCAAUUUGGCUGGCCACGAGGACCUGGAUGGGCUUCAUGCAUUCAAGUCGUCGACCCGACAGCUGAAGAUGAAAAGGAAGGCGUCGCAUACACGGUUGACCUUGACUCAAAUGAGGCUGCUUUGUGCUGUGAUAUGGUACCAUUUGAGAACCAAGACGGCGAAGUAUUCUUGCUUGUUGGUACCGGCAAGAACAUUCCUUCUGGUGCACCAACACCGAGCUCGCCCAAAUCGACUGGCUCAGUACACGUAUACCGAGUGCUAGAUCCUGGCAACGAGCUUGAACUUAUCCACAAGACCGACUUCGACAAGCCGAUUCGUGCGCUUAUGCCCUUCCAAGGCCGUCUAGCGCUCGGUGUUGGCAACGAAGUCUUCAUUUACGAUCUCGGUAUGAAGGCCCUACUGCGUAAGGCUCGUUGCCGUGUACCUGGUACACAGAUCAUUGGCAUGAAGACACAAGGAUCGCGUAUCGUCGUUGGUGAUGUGCAAGAAUCCGUUUCUUACGUCGUCUACAACCACAAGGACAACAAGCUCACACCAUUCGCUGAUGAUGUUAUUGCUCGUUGGACUACUUGCUUCACAAUGCUCGACUAUGAUACUGUAGCUGGUGGUGACAAGUUUGGUAAUGUUUGGGCUGUGCGUUGUCCAAAGUCUGCCUCCGACGAAGCAGACGAACCUGGCGCAGCAUCAUUCCUCGCCAACGAGAAGGCAUAUCUCGGCGGCACACCUCACCGUCUCGCAUUGCAGUUCCAUGACUUCGUCCAAGAUAUUCCCAUGUCGAUGCAGAAGACAACGCUCGUCCCCGGUGGCCAAGAAGUGAUCUUCUGGGCUGGUCUGCAAGGCACACUCGGUGUCUUCGUUCCUUUCAUGGACAGAGAAGACGUCGACUUCUUUGGCAGCUUGGAGCAACACUUGCGCACUGAAGACCCACCGAUCUGCGGACGCGACCAUCUCAUGUACAGAAGUUACUACAUUCCUGUCAAGGGCUGUAUCGACGGUGAUCUCUGUGAAAGAUUCUUCCUGCUGAGCAGAGACAAGAAGGAGAGAAUCGCUGGUGACCUGGAUCGCACAGUCAGAGAGGUUGAGAAGAAGAUUGGUGAGAUGAGAACGAGAGUUGCAUUUUAAGCGAGACC
Messenger RNA from Aureobasidium pullulans EXF-150, 4025 nucleotides. RefSeq names its product putative splicing factor 3B subunit 3. The transcript has a single exon. Gene Ontology annotation, molecular function: protein binding; U2 snRNA binding. The coding region runs from base 352 to 4017 and encodes 1221 amino acids. Gene Ontology annotation, biological process: mRNA splicing, via spliceosome. Gene Ontology annotation, cellular component: nucleus; U2 snRNP. The record is from RefSeq and is a predicted model, not a curated record. NCBI's taxonomy places the organism in Eukaryota, Fungi, Ascomycota, Dothideomycetes, Dothideales, Saccotheciaceae.